AUGGCACAAAUUGAACCAUGGCGCGGAGGCGACGGGCGCGACGGUACUACGCAAAUUCGGAAUCAAGCCCUUAAUAUUAUGACAUACUGUGGCAUUUCGGGGCAUCUAACCAACGACCACGCGUCUAGCGAAACGUACCAACUAGCCAUGUAUCUAAUAGACCAGUACCGCGGCGCCUAUAACGCAUCUCUCGUUGCCAUCCUAGCCCUCUGCCGACUGCACAAGACUACCAUCACCGGCCUGCUAAACGGAUUAGCGCUCAUUGCCUUUUCGUCGCGCCUCGACACCACCGUCGCCGCUGCCUUUCAAAGUUCUACCAUCAUGGACCACCGUCGGAAUCUGCCUCCGGCUCCAUCGGACGCUCCGUGGGUUCGGUCCGAUAGAGUAGUAGGAAACUACGUAACGCCGUGUCUCCAUAAAUACGAGACCGAGCUAGUGGCGCGAAUCCGUUCCAGGUUGCCACUGGCUGAUGAUGCUAGCGAGGGAAGAGAUCUGUCCGCCGACCUCCAACGCGAGCUCUGGGCCGUAUCGGCACAGAAUCGGCAGGAGAUAGUGGACAAGCUGGAAGCCGGGCUGCGAAACGACCUCGUCGGGUUGUUCAAGUACGUCACGGACUGGCAGCAGACGAUGAGCAACAUGGCGAAAAAGACGCGUCAAUUCACGUGGCUGGUCACCAACAUCGGUGUGUUGGAAGGCAACACGUCGAUAAGGUUGAGCGACACUACCACCACGACACGGUCCCUGACCGGCGGCGACGGCAAGUCCGACGAUAAUGCUCAGAGGUGGUCGAUCGACCGAGCGCAGUUUGGCCUGAGCGCCGAGAUCCCCGCUGCCGCCAUCGAGUUUGCCCCGGUCAGCGUCGCUGGCAAGGGGAUGUGUGUUAGUGCUAACUGGGCGGACUGUGCUGUCGAUGAGACGUUCGGGGAGAACAUCAUGGCUGAUCUGGAAAGGUGGCUGGCCCAACUUGCGAGGCUAUAG
Messenger RNA from Scedosporium apiospermum, 978 nucleotides. RefSeq lists its product as uncharacterized. Lineage: Eukaryota; Fungi; Ascomycota; Sordariomycetes; Microascales; Microascaceae. Bases 1 to 978 code for a protein of 325 amino acids. The record is from RefSeq and is a predicted model, not a curated record. The transcript is spliced from 2 exons. Gene Ontology annotation, molecular function: N-acetyltransferase activity.